AUGGCGAGAAUUGUUGAAAUAAUGAGUUCACCAAGUGAUGUUAACAAAGAAACCAAAGCUAGUGUCCAUGUCUUUGAAUAUUGUCUUUUAGAUAGUUUAGAAUUUUCAAGAAGCUUUAUGAGAAAUUCGAAAUGA
This is a messenger RNA of Diversispora eburnea, 135 nucleotides long. NCBI's taxonomy places the organism in Eukaryota, Fungi, Glomeromycota, Glomeromycetes, Diversisporales, Diversisporaceae. The record is from the annotation of a GenBank genome assembly.